CGCAGGGGGUUGUCCGCCCGCGGCACGCAUUGGAGCCGCAGCCUCCUUGCGCCGGGUCCCGCGGUCGCAGCUCGUGCCGCCUCCUUCUCGUCCUCGCCUCAGCAGCUUGCUUCGUGGGUCGGUCCCUCCGACGCACGAGCUCCAAGCCGCUCCUCUCUUUUCCUAAAGCCCUUCAAGGCGGUCUUCGGUUUCCUUCUUUCCAGCCGAUCCUCUUCAGCCCCGUGAAGAUGGUGGACCGCGAGCAACUGGUGCAGAAAGCCCGGCUGGCCGAGCAGGCGGAGCGCUACGACGAUAUGGCCGCGGCCAUGAAGAACGUGACAGAGCUGAAUGAACCACUGUCCAAUGAGGAACGGAACCUCCUGUCGGUGGCCUACAAGAACGUGGUUGGGGCUCGCCGCUCCUCCUGGAGGGUCAUCAGCAGCAUCGAGCAGAAGACAUCCGCGGACGGCAACGAGAAGAAGAUCGAGAUGGUCCGAGCCUACCGGGAGAAGAUCGAGAAGGAGCUGGAGGCCGUGUGCCAGGACGUGCUGAGCCUGCUGGACAACUACCUGAUCAAGAACUGCAGCGAGACCCAGUACGAGAGCAAGGUGUUCUACCUGAAGAUGAAAGGGGACUAUUACCGUUACCUGGCGGAAGUGGCCACCGGGGAGAAGAGGGCGACUGUGGUGGAGUCGUCCGAGAAGGCCUACAGCGAAGCCCACGAGAUCAGCAAAGAGCACAUGCAGCCCACCCACCCGAUCCGGCUGGGCCUGGCGCUCAACUACUCCGUUUUCUACUACGAGAUCCAGAACGCCCCGGAGCAAGCCUGCCACCUGGCCAAGACCGCCUUCGACGACGCCAUCGCCGAGCUCGACACCCUGAACGAGGACUCCUACAAGGACUCCACUCUGAUCAUGCAGCUGCUCCGAGACAACCUCACGCUCUGGACGAGCGACCAGCAAGACGACGACGGCGGCGAAGGCAACAACUAAGGCCCCAGGUGGACUGGCAGCACCCGCUGAUGCUACUACUGCAGUCUUUAUUUUUUUCCCAUGAGUUGGGGGUCGGGUGGGGGAGGGGAAAGGGAGGGCUGACCUUCCCAGGGAGAAACCCACGACUGUCCUGUCUUUGAUUGCCUCUUUGACAUUUUUGCCAAAAUACCACUAGUGGAAAGUCAGGCUAGCUAUGCUGGUAUGGGAGUAGCAGCCUCACACAGGCAUCCGGACUGUUGUGCAGGCUUGGAACGAGCAAGUGGAGCUGUCUGCCUUUAGUUUAACUUAUUGCUAGACGGUAGGGUUCUAAGAAGAAGAAGCGGAGAUGGAUGGCCCUCAUUCAGUGCGUUCUGUGGUUCCAGUAAGGAUUCUUCUGUCCACGCCCUCGUCCUCGGUUCUGUGGCUGUUUUCUCUCUGUGGCUGUGCUUUUUUUUUUAUUUCUCUCUCUCUCUCUCUCUCUCUCUCUCUCUCUCUCUCUCUCUCUCUCUCUCUCUCUCUUUCUUUCCCUGGGGUGUACACCAGAGAAGUUAUAGUUUAAAUUACCCAACUGGACAGGCUUAGAGUAGGAGGCACAACCUUUAUUCAUGAGUUAGACAUUGCCCUGUAUUUGGAAGUCUCUGACGGGUUGACAGUAUUAACACUAAAUUCUAGUUUACAGUAUUUCUACAUGACAGCCAUACAUGACGCCAAGCCAUGGGUUCUCAGUUUUCCUUGUCGGGCCAACUUUCCAUUUGUGUCCGGGUUGGUCUGGCUGUUCAUCAGUUCUUAACGUGGGGAGAGUCAGAGCUCCCCAUUCAGUCUUGGUGGAUGGGUGUUAGGGAGGGGCCUGUGGGGAAUACUUUCUUUUUGGUUCUUUACCCUUUAAGGUCAGCCCAUCACAAAAACAAAAACCGUUAAGUACCCCCCCACACAGAGAAAACGGAGAAAAUUCAGGUCUGUAUGUCAUUUAUCAGCAGCCAGGGCUCCGCCUCAGUGUCACUGCCUGUCGAAUGUUCCUCAGCACCCGAGUCUACUCUGCACCUUGUGCUAGCAGCAUGCAGGUGCCCCGAGGCGUAGGACUGGAGCGUAGAGGGUGGGGGGUUAUCAACAUGACGUGGAGCAUCCGGUGCCAGCGGCUGAGCCAACAGGAAACCCACUAGGAGAGGCAGUUCACUCAAGGGAGCAUGGUCCCUAAGCCAGUUGUCCCUGCCCCCCUCUGGCCCUGGCACUCCUUUCCCAAGUGCUUAGCGGAGGGUAGCCGAGGUUCGGCAGGAGGCCUUGACCACCCUGUUUGACCUAAGCUUCUAAGCUUUCCUGGUUUCCCUUUUUGAAUGAAAUCGUAGUUGUUGAGGUUGGCUUCUCUCUCAUGAAGUCGCUGCACACGUGACAUUGAAGGAAGCUCUGCUGCUAUGUCCUACAUGGUCCCUCUCAGCCCUGGGUCCCUCAUUCUCACUGUGGAUAGCCCUUUCCACAAACAUGCCCCGUUGCAUGCAGAGUGUGCAGUUUAUGUCUUCUGGAGAACUCAUGGCCUCGUGGGUUCCCGAGACGGGCAGCGCCCCAAACUUGCUUAACUUCUCUUCAGAGGCCCAGCAGCCACUUUGUUGCCCACCCGAGCUGGUGCCGUGGCUGCAGACGGAUGACGUCCCUCUGCACAGCCCUAGCAUGCCCUUCCUCGAGCCCCUCCUCAUGCUAGUGUGCCCGCACCCCCUAACCAAGACCCGCGCAGGGCAGUCGUGGAGGAAGCUUGGCCACCAGAGUGGACGGGGCCAGAGAGGCUUCGCCCGGGGCGGGGGGUGUCUCCUUGUCCGCAGUGAGCAUGUCUGUGUCCCGCGUGGACUGUUUGGAAAUGACCUACUGGAAUUGCAAAACCUAGUUUCUCUUUACAUUUCAGCCUUGACCUUUGCUGUGUUCUUAGAGCAGUCUUGUGAGGGUAGAACUGAAGAGGGAGAGCGGGAGACCUACCGUGAGCGUGGACGGUUCCUUCUCCUUCCUUUACUGUUGAGAAGUGCGCCUGCCUCUGAUGCUGUCUCCAGUGCCGCGCGGUUGCUCCUCCAUCCUAUUGAUACAGUAUUGUGCAUGCUGGUGUUGUAUUUCUAUACGGUAGCUUGACAUUUAUUAACUUACACUGUAGGUGUUAUGUAUUCCUAUGACAAAAAGAAACUUAAGACUUCAAUUUUUUUUUAAAACUUUUUUUUUUUUUUUUAAUUUAAUUUUUUCCUUUCAGGGGUAAAGUUUGCUUUACCAAAUAGUGAUUGUAACAAAUUGAUCUGUUUUGGAUGUUGCUAUAGUGACAUGCAGUUCUAUAUUUUGUUUUUCAGGGGGGAGGGGACAAAAGAAACACCAGUGUUAGCUUACUCUUAAUGUCUGGUGUUUGUCAUGGUGAAACUAUAACUAUUACAGUGCAGGAGAACGCCGCGGACGUUCUCUGAACGCGCCUCUGUGCUUUCUCGUCAUGUUAUGCAGUGAAACUAUUUUUAAGGUCUAAUCAAGUAAUUUUUCCCCCCCAACUCCGUGUCUCGCUAAGGAAUUAUUUCGCACACGGACCAUUCUUAGCAGUUUCCUCAGUGAUGGAAUAUUCAUGAAUGUGAGUCAUUAUGUAGCCGUCGUACAUUGAGCAAAAUAAACUUACAGAUCUGA
Messenger RNA from Mus pahari (shrew mouse), 3587 nucleotides. It is a transcript of the gene Ywhag, whose product is annotated as tyrosine 3-monooxygenase/tryptophan 5-monooxygenase activation protein gamma. Gene Ontology annotation, biological process: signal transduction. The coding region runs from base 228 to 971 and encodes 247 amino acids. Gene Ontology annotation, cellular component: cytoplasm. The transcript has 2 exons. Gene Ontology annotation, molecular function: protein kinase C binding. NCBI's taxonomy places the organism in Eukaryota, Metazoa, Chordata, Mammalia, Rodentia, Muridae. The record is from RefSeq and is a predicted model, not a curated record.